GCAAGACAAAUAGGAAAAGUUCAAUAGAUUUUUUUCAAACUGUUGAAUAUUUACAUGCGAGUCCAACAAAAUACAACCAAUUGAUUGGUCUAUUUCAAAUCAAAAUUAUUGCUCCACAAUUUAUAGCUUUAUUAAGUAAUUAAUCAAUCAUUUUCUCUGCUGAAAAUCCAUUCCCAGUUGCCAACACGAUCAUCUGUUUCAGGAAAAAUGUCUGAGGGAGAGAUACCGGUGAACGGUUUCGAUCGAGAAAACAAUGAAAAUUCUGAUUUAUUGCUGGAAAAGGUUGAUCCUGCAACUCCUGCUUCACUAACCUGGCAGCGAAAGCUACAUAACGAGGAUAUUGAACUUAAACAAUUCAGUUUAAGUUUUCAGGAGAAGUUUCAAAUGGCUCCUCUAGGUAUACGGCUGUUGCGUCUUAUCCGAGAAGAAUCUGCCAAGGGAAAGACAGGCAUUAUCAAUCCAUUUGCUAAGCGCUUUAUAACAUCUUCUCAUGGCGUUCCACUAGGUGGUAUUGGCUCUGGAAGCAUUGGAAGAAGUUACAAAGGUGAAUUCCAGCGGUUGCAACUAUUCCCUAGAAUAUGUGAAGAAAAACCUGUUUUAGCAAAUCAAUUUUCUGUCUUUGUUUCACGCUCAAGUGGCGAGAAGUACUCUAGUGUACUGUGCCCAGGGAACCCUGAAGUGCUUAAGGAACCUGCAGAUUCUGGAAUUGGAUCUUGGGACUGGAAUCUUAAGGGAGAUAAUACUACAUAUCAUGCUUUGUACCCAAGGGCAUGGACCGUAUAUGAGGGUGAACCUGAUCCAGACCUUAAAAUAGUUUGUCGUCAAAUUUCACCUAUUAUUCCGCAUAACUAUAAAGAAAGCAGCUACCCUGUCUCCGUUUUCACUUACACGCUCUAUAAUAAUGCUAAGACUACUGCAAAUGUCUCCUUGCUUUUUACAUGGGCGAAUUCCGUUGGAGGGAAUUCUGGAUUUUCUGGUCAGCACUUCAAUUCUACAACAAUGAUGGAGGAUGAUGUGCAUGGUGUUCUUCUACAUCACAAGACAGCAGAUGGGUUUCCUCCUGUGACUUUUGCUAUUGCUGCACAGGGGACCGAUGGUGUUCAUGUCUCCAAAUGCCCGCGCUUUGUUAUAUCUGGGAACUCCCAAGGCAUAACAGCAAAAGACAUGUGGGAUGAAAUAAAGGAGCAUGGAUCCUUUGACAACCUUAAGUCCUCUGGAACAUCAGUGCCUUCAGAACCGGGAUCAUCUAUUGGGGCAGCCAUUGCAGCCUCUGUGACUAUUCCACCAGAUUCAGUACAAAGUGUUACAUUUUCAUUAUCAUGGGACUGCCCUGAAGUAAACUUCAUUGUGGGCAGGACUUAUCACAGACGUUAUACAAAAUUUUAUGGUACACAUGGUGAUGCUGCUGCAAGAAUUGCACAUGACGCCAUUCUAGAGCAUGGCCGUUGGGAGUCGCAGAUAGUAGCCUGGCAAAGACCAAUUCUCGAAGACAAGAGGCUUCCUGAAUGGUAUCCCAUUACUCUCUUUAAUGAGCUAUAUUAUCUUAAUUCAGGGGGGACUAUCUGGACAGAUGGAUCGCCUCCGUAUCAUAAUUUAGUAAGCAUUAGGGGAAGCAAGUUUUCCCUUGAUACUUUAGGAGCAGGUCUGAAGAGCGUUGGUGAUGUAACCCAUGAAAAUCGUACUGCUGUUGAUAUUCUUGGAAGGAUGACUUCCGCACUCGAUCAGAUUCAUGCUCCUGUGGCGUCGAACUCAGCUUUUGGAACUAAUUUGCUUCAAGACGGAGAAGAAAAUAUUGGUCAAUUUCUUUAUCUCGAAGGAGUUGAAUACCACAUGUGGAACACUUACGAUGUUCAUUUCUAUUCAUCUUUUGCAUUGGUUAUGCUAUUUCCGAAACUUGAACUCAGUGUUCAAAGAGACUUUGCGGCAGCAGUGAUGAUGCAUGAUCCGAGUAAGAUGCAACUUUUACACGAUGGACAAUGGGCCAGGAGGAAAGUUCUUGGAGCUGUUCCUCAUGAUAUUGGAAUGCAAGAUCCGUGGUUUGAAGUGAAUGCCUAUUGCAUUUAUAACACGGAUCGAUGGAAAGACUUGAAUCCAAAAUUUGUCCUCCAAGUUUACAGAGAUGUGGUUGCCACAGGUGAUAUGAAGUUUGCAAAAGCAGUUUGGCCUUCAGUUUAUGUCGCGAUGGCGUUUAUGGACCAGUUUGACAGGGACGGUGAUGGUAUGAUCGAGAAUGACGGCUUCCCUGAUCAGACAUACGAUAUAUGGUCCGUAUCUGGCGUGAGUGCAUAUAGUGGUGGGCUCUGGGUGGCAGCUUUGCAGGCUGCAUCAGCGUUGGCACUAGAAGUUGGUGACAAAGGUUCUGAGGAUUACUUUUGGGCUAGAUUUCUGAAAGCAAAAGUUGUGUAUGAUAAAUUGUGGAAUGGUUCUUACUUUGAUUAUGACAAUAGCGGUAGUAAAAAUAGCUCGUCUAUUCAGGCUGAUCAACUGGCCGGGCAAUGGUAUGCACGAGCAUGCGGACUUUUUCCAAUUGUUGACGAAGACAAAGCAAAAAGUGCGCUAGAGAAGGUUUAUAAUUACAAUGUCAUGAAGGUGAAGGAAGGAAAACGAGGGGCUAUAAACGGAAUGCUACCCGACGGGAGACUUGACCUAUCGUCGAUGCAGUCUAGAGAGAUAUGGUCAGGCGUCACAUAUGCUGUUGCUGCGACAAUGAUUCAGGAAGAUAUGGUGGACAUGGCCUUUAACACUGCAAGUGGUAUCUAUGAAACUGCUUGGUCUGAAAGGGGACUAGGAUACGCUUUCCAAACCCCGGAAGCUUGGAACAAUCUUGACGAGUAUCGAUCACUCUGUUAUAUGCGUCCUUUGGCCAUUUGGGCAAUGCAGUGGUCUCUGUCAAGACCAAAACUUGAAAAACAGGAAAUGAAAAUGGAAGUAAAUGAAGAUGAUCUGCUUCAACACCAUGCCGGAUUCAGUAAAGUCGCUCGUUUCCUAAGGCUGCCGGAAGGGGAAGAGUCUCUCGGUCUUCUCCAAUCUUUGUUUGACUAUACCUGUAAGAAAUUGGGUUAUAUAUGAUCGCUGUAUAUCAUUGUUAAAAUUAAUAUUUGCAUAUAAUAUGAACCACAGGUACUUUUGUCGCAA
Messenger RNA from Mercurialis annua (annual mercury), 3135 nucleotides. RefSeq lists its product as uncharacterized. The record is from RefSeq and is a predicted model, not a curated record. Gene Ontology annotation, molecular function: glucosylceramidase activity; beta-glucosidase activity. NCBI's taxonomy places the organism in Eukaryota, Viridiplantae, Streptophyta, Magnoliopsida, Malpighiales, Euphorbiaceae. Gene Ontology annotation, cellular component: membrane. Gene Ontology annotation, biological process: glucosylceramide catabolic process; carbohydrate metabolic process. The transcript has 20 exons. The coding region runs from base 208 to 3069 and encodes 953 amino acids.